UCGAGUGCGUGCCGGGAGUCUGGGUCUCGCGAACGCGCCAGGAGCGUCUCGAAGGCGGGAGCGCGCCCAGUAGGUGACAACAAAUUAGUCGCGCAGCGUCGGAGUUUUGUCUCGCCUCAGCCGCCAGCCCUCUCUGUCUGUCCCUCUGUCUCCGGACCGACGGAGCGCGUUGGAAGCUGCCGGCUUGGGGCGCCCGGUUCUGCUCAGCGCCCAGUCCCCGCCGGGCCUAGUGCGAGCGUCGCGACGCGGGCCAUGGGGUUGCCCUGAGGGACGGCGGCGCCGAACCGACAUGCAGCGGCCACCGCGAAUCUAGACCCCCACCGCGGCUUGGGGACGCCGCCGGGCCGACCCCGAGGCGCUGCCGCUGCCUGGAGCCCAGGUCGGAUCCCCGAGUCGCCGCCGCCGCCGCGUGCAGCCCCGGGCUCCCCCGAGCCGCCAGCCCUCACCAUGCCUUGGCCAUUUUCAGAAUCCAUCAAGAAGAGGGCCUGUCGCUACCUCCUGCAGAGGUACCUGGGCCACUUCCUGCAGGAGAAGUUGAGCCUGGAGCAGCUGAGCCUGGACUUGUACCAGGGCACCGGGUCCCUUGCUCAGGUCCCCUUGGACAAAUGGUGUCUCAAUGAAAUCCUCGAGUCAGCAGACGCACCGUUAGAAGUCACCGAAGGAUUUAUUCAGUCCAUUUCCCUGUCUGUCCCAUGGGGCUCCUUGCUGCAGGACAACUGUGCCCUGGAAGUGAGAGGACUGGAGAUGGUCUUCCGGCCUCGACCGAGAGUAGCGACUGGGUCCGAGCCUAUGUGCUGGUCAAGCUUCAUGACCAGUAGCAUGCAGCUGGCAAAGGAGUGUCUUAGCCAGAGACUGACAGACGAGCAAGGAGAGGCAUCCCAGCCUUUCGAAGGACUGGAAAAGUUUGCAGAGACCAUCGAGACAGUCCUAAGAAGAGUGAAAGUCACUUUUAUAGAUACUGUUUUAAGAAUUGAACAUGUGCCAGAAAAUUCUAAAACUGGAGCUGCACUUGAAAUCCGAGUAGACAGGGAAACUGAGCCAAAGCUGUCACCUAGCUGGAACCCCAAAAUUGUUUAUGAGCCACACCCACAACUAACUAGAACGUUACCGGAGAUAGCACCCUCGGAUCCAGUGCAGAUUGGAAGGCUGCUGGGCAGGCUGGAGCUGAGUCUCACUUUAAAGCAGAAUGAAGUGCUUCCAGGAGCCAAGUUGGAUGUCGAUGGACAGAUAGACUCCUUUCAUCUAUUCCUGUCACCAAGGCAGGUACACCUCCUUCUGGAUAUGUUAGCAGCUAUUGCUGGACCAGAAAAUUCUAGCAAAAUAGGGCUGGCUAAUAAAGACAGGAAAAAUCGACCCAUGCAGCAGGAAGAUGAGUACCGAAUUCAGAUGGAAUUAAACCGGUAUUAUCUGAGGAAAGAUUCCCUCUCUAUGGGUGUGUCUUCAGAGAAGAGCUUCUAUGAGACAGAAACGGCUCGUACACCUUCUAGCCGUGAGGAAGAAGUUUUCUUCUCCAUGGCCGACAUGGACAUGUCUCACAGCCUGUCCUCUCUUCCACCCCUUGGGGACCCACCACACAUGGACCUGGAGCUGUCGUUGACGAGUACAUACACCAACACACCUGCAGGAUCUCCGCUCAGUGCUACUGUGCUUCAGCCAACUUGGGGAGAGUUUGCCGACCACAAAGAACAGCCAGUCAGAGGGCCAGCAUUCCAGUCUGACGUGGUCCACCCAGCAUCUUUACAAAAAGCUGCUCUCUCCUCUAGGUCUGUUUCAGUGGAUGAAUCCAGACCUGAGUUUAUCUGCAGGUUGGCUCUCGGCAUAUUCUCCGUCUCUGUGCUUCACAUCGAUCCUUUGUCUCCAGCGGAAACAUCUCUGAACGUCAACCCAUUGACACGCAUGGCCAUCGACUUCUUCUCCUGUAUAGAAAAGAUGGACCUAGCAAUAUUUUCGACAGGAGACUUUAAGUCUUUCCGAGCAGUCUUUGCCGAAGCUUGUUCACACGAUCACCUUAGAUUUAUAGGUACUGGCAUCAAAGUGUCCUAUGAGCAGAGACAAAGGUCAGCUUCCCGGCACUUUAGCACGGACAUGUCCGUUGGACAAAUGGAGUUUUUGGAGUGUCUGUUUCCAACAGAUUAUCAUUCUGUUCCUCCUCACUACACAGAGCUUCUAACGUUCCAUUCCAAAGAAGGGACUGAUGCCCACCUUCCCGUGUGUCUUCAGCUUCACUACAAACAUUCUGAGACUAGAGGACCCCAGGGUAAUCAAGCAAGACUUAGUUCAGUUCCUCAAAAGGCAGAAUUACAAAUUAAAUUAAACCCUGUGUGUUGCGAGCUGGAUAUCAGUAUUGUGGAUAGGUUAAAUUCCUUGCUUCAACCUCAGAAACUCACUACAGUGGAGAUGAUGGCCUCACACAUGUAUGCGUCCUAUAACAAGCAUAUUAGUUUGCACAAGGCUUUCACGGAAGUGUUCCUAGAUGACUCGCACAGCCCUGCAAACCGUCGGGUGUCCGUACAAGUGGCCGCCCCAGCACUACACCUGUCUGUUCGCUUCCCUAUUCCUGAUCUCCGAUCAGACCAGGAAAGAGGGCCCUGGUUUAAGAAGUCACUUCAGAAAGAGACUCUUCAUUUAGAAUUUACAGAUCUGGAGUCCAAGACAGAGUUCGUGGGAGGAUCCACCCCAGAACAAACUAAACUGGAACUGACUUUUCGAGAGCUAUCUGGGUCAUUCCAGGAGGAGAAGGGAGGGCCGUCUGUCAAGUUCUUCCAUGUGUCUGGUGGAGUAGAUGGAGACACCACAUCGUCAGAUGACUUUGACUGGCCGCGAAUGGUACUGAAAAUAAACCCACCAGCCAUGCAUUCCAUUUUGGAGAGAAUAGCAGCUGAAGAAGAGGAAGAGAAUGAUGGUCACUACCAGGAGGAGGAGGACGGAGGCGCUCAUUCCCUGAAAGAUGUCUGCGACCUGAGACGGCCAGCCCCAUCUCCCUUUUCCUCUCGUCGAGUGAUGUUUGAGAAUGAGCAGAUGGUGAUGCCGGGAGACCCUGUGGAGAUGACAGAAUUUCAGGAUAAAGCCAUCAGCAACUCGCACUAUGUGCUGGAGCUCCUGCUACCCAACAUCCACCUGACACUGCCCAACAAAAGCUUCUACGAGAAGCUCUAUAACAGGAUCUUUAAUGACUUGCUUCUCUGGGAGCCAACAGCUCCUUCACCAGUGGAGACACUUGAAAACGUUUCCUAUGGCAUUGGACUCUCCGUGGCCAGCCAGCUGAUAAACACCUUCAGCAAAGAUAGCUUCAGUCCCUUUAAAUCUGCAGUUCACUAUGAUGAAGACAGUGGAUCUGAAGAAGAGACUUUGCAGUAUUUUUCUGCUGUUGAUCCCAACUAUCGUUCCCGUAGGAAAAAAAAGUUGGACUCUCAGAACAAGAACUCUCAGAGCUUCCUCUCAGUGCUUCUGAGUAUCAAUCAUGGAUUAAUGGCAGUGUUCACUGAUGUAAAGCAAGAGAAUGGCGAUCCGAUGGAAAGUAAGCAUGGAGAAUUCUGGUUAGAAUUCAAUAGCGGCUCGUUCUUCUGUGUGACGAAGUAUGAGGGCUUUGAUGACAAGCACUAUAUCUGCUUACAUUCCAGCAGCCUCAGGCUGUACCACAAAGGCAUAGUAGAUGGAGCCAUUCUCCCUACAGAGACGCGCUUGCCCUGUUCCACCCGCCCACACUGGCUGGAACCUACAAUUUAUUCCUCUGAAGAGGAUGGCCUCAGCAGACCUGCCUCAGAUGGGGUUGGAGGAGACAAUUUGAAUAUGCUCUCAGUCGCAGUGAAGAUACUGUCUGAUAAGUCCGAGUCCAACACGAAGGAGUUCCUCGUGGCUGUGGGGCUGAAAGGAGCCACUCUACAGCACAGGGUGCUGCCCGCCGGACUCAGUUGGCACGAGCAGAUUUUAAACUUCUUGAAUAUUGCUGAUGAACCUGUUUUGGGAUAUAACCCUCCAACUUCAUUUACAACUUUCCAUGUCCAUCUUUGGAGCUGUGCACUUGAUUAUAGGCCCCUUCACCUGCCAAUCCGAUCCCUUCUUACUGUUGAGACGUUCAGCAUUUCUAGCAGUGUUGCCUUGGAUAAAUCUUCCUCUACUCUCAGAAUCAUCAUGGAUGAGGCUGCCUUACAUCUGUCGGACAAGUGCAACACUGUCACUGUAAACCUGAGUAGAGAUUAUGUUCGUGUGAUGGACAUGGGACUUUUAGAGCUGACCAUAACUGCAGUAAAAUCUGAUUCUGAUGGAGAACAGACUGAGCCCCGCUUUGAGUUGCACUGUUCCAGUGACGUCAUGCACAUCAGAACAUGCUCAGACUCGUGUGCCGCACUGAUGAAUCUCAUUCAGUAUGUCGCAAGUUACGGGGACCUACAUGUGCCUCACAAAGCAGAGAUGAAGCCUGGAGUCCCACAGAGAAAGCCCAAGGUAGAUUCCAGUGCUCGGUCAUCUUCACAUGGUCCAGUGCUUCCUGAAGAGGAUCAGCAGAUUUUACGGGACCUGAUGAGUGAUGCCAUGGAGGAGGUUGAUCUGCAGCAGGCCUCUGCCCCUGUCGGACCACAGGCUAAUGGUGUCCUGGAUGAAAAGUCUCACACUCAGGAGCCGUGCUGCUCAGACCUCUUCCUGUUCCCAGACGAGAGUGGAAAUGUGUCCCAGGAGUCCAGCCCUGCCUAUCCAUCGCUCACUCACCACUUGAUCAGUGACGCGGUGACUGGUGUGACCGCUGAAAACGAUGACUUCUGUAUUCUUUUUGCACCAAAAGCAGCUGUCCAGGAGAAGGAAGAAGAGCCAGUGAUAAAGAUCAUGGUUGAUGAUGCCAUUGUGAUAAAAGAUGACUAUUUCAGUCUGCCCAUCACGAGGACGGACAGCAGCAAAGCGCCACUCCACUUUCCCAUCCCUGCCAUCCGAUAUGUUGUUAAAGAGGUCUCUCUGGUGUGGCAUCUUUAUGGAGGCAAGGACUUUGCAACAGCCCCUCCAACUUCUCCAGCUAAGAGUUACAUUAGUCCCCACAGCUCACCUUCUCAAACACCUACAAGGCAUGGACGCCACACAGUCUGUGGGGGCAAAGGAAGGAACCAGGACUUCUUAAUGGAAAUACAGUUAAGCAAGGUGAAGUUUCAGCAUGAGGUCUACCCUCCUUGUAAGCCCGAGUGUGAGUCCAGCCUCUUAGAACACCCAGUCUCCAGGCAGGUCUUCAUCGUGCAGGACCUUGAAAUUCGAGACCGGCUGGCAACAUCACAGAUGAACAAGUUUUUAUACCUGUAUUGCAGCAAAGACAUGCCUCGUAAAGCCCACUCCAACAUGCUGACAAUUAAAGCAUUGCACGUACGUCCGGAGUCUGGCAGGUCACCACAGGAGUGCUGCUUGAGAGUGUCCCUGAUGCCUCUUCGCCUCAAUAUUGACCAGGACGCCUUGUUCUUCCUCAAGGAUUUCUUCACAAGUCUUUCUACAGAAGUGGAGCUUCUGCUGACGGCAGAUCCAGAAGUUACAAAGUCUCCUGGAGCUGAUGUCACCUGCAGUUUGCCAAGGCACUUGAGUACCUCAAAGGAGCCAAAUCUAGUUGUUUCUUUUCCUGGGCCAAAACAAGCUUCCCCAAACCAUCGUGCCAAUUCAGUGGAGGGCGGUAAUGGACUGGAGGAGGACGUCUCGGCCGAGGAAACUUCAUUUAGUGACCAGCCUGUGUUUUUUAGAGAAUUCAGGUUCACGGCAGAAGUUCCCAUCCGGCUGGACUACCACGGCAAGCACGUGUCGAUGGAUCAGGGUACAUUGGCUGGGAUUUUGAUUGGCCUGGCCCAGUUGAACUGUUCGGAGCUAAAGCUGAAAAGGCUUUUCUAUCGGCAUGGUUUGCUAGGUAUUGACAAAUUGUUCUCAUAUGCAAUCUCGGAAUGGCUCAGUGACAUUAAGAAGAACCAGCUACCAGGAAUCCUGGGAGGUGUUGGCCCUAUGCAUUCACUAGUUCAAUUAGUGCAAGGCCUGAAGGACUUAGUGUGGCUGCCCAUUGAGCAGUACCGGAAGGACGGCCGCAUCGUCAGGGGCUUCCAGAGAGGCGCUGCUUCCUUUGGUACCUCAACUGCAAUGGCUGCCCUAGAACUCACAAACAGAAUGGUCCAGACCAUACAGGCAGCCGCAGAGACUGCGUAUGACAUGGUAUCUCCGAGUACACUUUCCAUUGAGCCCAAGAAGGCAAAGAGAUUUCCUCAUCACCGGUUAGCCCACCAGCCAGUAGACCUGAGGGAAGGUGUGGCCAAGGCCUACAGCGUUGUAAAAGAGGGAAUCACAGACACAGCUCAGACCAUCUAUGAAACGGCGGCUCGAGAACACGAGAGCAGAGGGGUCACUGGUGCUGUGGGUGAAGUCCUGCGGCAGAUCCCACCGGCAGUGGUCAGACCCCUGAUUGUAGCCACCGAGGCAACAUCAAAUGUGUUAGGUGGCAUGAGAAACCAAAUUAGACCAGACGUUCGGCAGGACGAGUCACAGAAAUGGCGCCACGGGGAGGACUGAUCCCACAGUGUGACUGAUUGCACCCCACACUGUGUGGAGCUGAGGGCAGGGGCCUAGUGGCAGCUUCAUAGGAAACUAGUUCAAUUUAUGUGCUCAUCUCAGGAACAAAAGCAGUUCUUAGUAAAAUAAUAUCAAAACAACACACAGCCAAAAACUUGUGACAUUUUAGGGCCUGGCACUUGCCUGCAGGAGUGGCUGGUGACUGGUGUCACAGUCACCAGAGAUUUGCUGCCAUGUGGAAUGCUUGCUUUCAUUAAAGUGACUGUAAUUGUACUUGUUACUGACAAGAGCUCACUGGGAAUGUGUUUGUAAACAGUGUUGAGUGCUUAAAGAAAGGGGGGCACUCCUGAGGCACUGGGGAGCACUCUUCAUAGUUCUGAGGAGUUGAUUUUUCAGCUCACAGUGACAGAAGCCACAGGGAAAGUGAAGCAGCUAGGGCUCCGGUGUCUGCCAGGUAGCGAGAGUCCUUGACUCCCUCACAGGCGACAUGUGCUGUGCCGCACUUUAUCUUCUGUGUGUGUGUGUGUGUGUGUGUGUGUGUGUGUAUGUGUGUGUGUGUGGUAUGCACACAUCUGUAAUAUGAUGCAAGGUGUGCUGUGUUCUCUGUGUCAUUUACAAGGUUAUGUAAAUACGAUGUGAAGUGGAGAUGUCUCUGAGGUUUUGAUAAAGGAAUGUAACCUAGUGUAAGUUUCUGUAUCCUGAAUGCAAGUGAGAAUGUGAGCUCUGUGGUGGGCUGGGGCCCACGAAUUGCUGUUAAGUACUUAGUGCAGACCAUUAGUGUCAAGGACGUUGGAAGUGGGCUUUAUUCUUAGAAAGAUAAAUAAAAAUACUCUUAAGUAUGUUCUAGAUGACUAAUUCAAAGUACCAUUUUUACUUGGUUAAUAAUGUACAUUUUGAUAACCUGUUGGGGAUGAAUAAAGUAUUUUUAUUUAAAGGUAA
Molecule: messenger RNA, 7455 nt
Organism: Mus pahari (shrew mouse)
Lineage: Eukaryota; Metazoa; Chordata; Mammalia; Rodentia; Muridae
Gene: Atg2b
Product: autophagy related 2B
Exons: 41
Coding region: 448-6516 (2022 amino acids)
Biological process (GO): autophagosome assembly; autophagy of mitochondrion; reticulophagy
Cellular component (GO): extrinsic component of membrane; phagophore assembly site
Molecular function (GO): phosphatidylinositol-3-phosphate binding
Source: RefSeq, a predicted model, not a curated record